UCUAACCUGCCACCAUCCUACAUACAACUCUCCGCCAUCGACCACUACAAGCGCAAGCCCUCGCCAUGGCUGCAAACACCAAGUACCAGCCCGCUCCUCAGCGCGACUCUUUCGAAGAGCCUGGAUACUCGCAGGCGCCACCUUCGUACGACGCAGAGGCCUCAACUCAAGCAGCCUUGCUAGGAGGAGUCCCCCGCAGCGAGGACGACAACAUCCCCGAUGACUUCAAGUUCGGUGGGGUCGUCUCAGAGGCAACUCUCGAUAUCCGCAUGGCCUUUAUCCGCAAAGUCUACGCCAUCCUGACCGUCCAACUGCUCGUCACGGCCGCCGUCAGCUCCGUUUCGUACUUCAACAAGGGAUACAAGCAGUGGAUCCAGUCGACACCAUGGAUGAUGUGGGUGUCGCUCAUCGGAGCCAUCGUCUUCAUGGGCCUCACAUUCUGGAAGCGCAAGUCGUACCCCACCAACCUGCUCUUCCUCGGCGGCUUCACCAUCCUGGAGGCAUACUCGGUCUCGGUCAUCGUGUCCUUCACAGACACCAUCAUAGUGCUCGAAGCGCUUAUUUUCACCCUUGGGAUAUUCGUUGCGCUAAGUCUCUUUGCCUGCCAGACUAAGUACGACUUCACAAACUGGAUGCCAUACCUCUUCGGCGCGCUUUGGGUCCUGAUCCUGUUUGGCUUCAUGGCCAUGUGGUUCCCGUACAACAGCAAGGUCGAGCUAGGCUACGGAAUUAUCACGGCGCUCAUCUUCAGCGCCUACAUUCUCGUGGACACACAAUUGAUUAUGCGCCACUACCAUGUCGAGGAGGAGAUUGCGGCCGCCAUCUCGCUCUACCUCGAUAUCAUCAACUUGUUCCUCGCCAUUCUGCGGAUCCUCAACUCGCAGAACAACAACUAGGCGCGCAGACUUGGCAGCUGGAGUUCGAUGAUGUAUGCAUUUUUGGGAAGGGUUGUUUGGCUUAAAUUGAGCUGGCGCGUCGGAUGGGAAUGAGGCUUGUCCAUUGUUACUGUGUUCUGCGACCUUUAGGUGCGCGUUGUGCUUGUAUGAUAUCAAAAUGCACCUGUCCUUCCACGGACGAAAUCUCAAUUUCGG
Mytilinidion resinicola is the source of this 1091-nucleotide messenger RNA. RefSeq names its product UPF0005-domain-containing protein. The record is from RefSeq and is a predicted model, not a curated record. Gene Ontology annotation, cellular component: membrane. NCBI's taxonomy places the organism in Eukaryota, Fungi, Ascomycota, Dothideomycetes, Mytilinidiales, Mytilinidiaceae. The transcript is spliced from 2 exons. The coding region runs from base 66 to 896 and encodes 276 amino acids.